Sphaerodactylus townsendi is the source of this 2040-nucleotide messenger RNA. Its product is annotated as cytochrome P450 2K6-like. NCBI's taxonomy places the organism in Eukaryota, Metazoa, Chordata, Lepidosauria, Squamata, Sphaerodactylidae. Gene Ontology annotation, molecular function: heme binding; iron ion binding; oxidoreductase activity, acting on paired donors, with incorporation or reduction of molecular oxygen, reduced flavin or flavoprotein as one donor, and incorporation of one atom of oxygen. Gene Ontology annotation, biological process: xenobiotic metabolic process. Bases 260 to 1753 code for a protein of 497 amino acids. The transcript has 9 exons. The record is from RefSeq and is a predicted model, not a curated record. Gene Ontology annotation, cellular component: intracellular membrane-bounded organelle; cytoplasm.
UUAAACCUCUUCUGGCACUCUUUUGUUUGAUGAACUGGACACCACCCCUUCAAACGCACGGAUGUUAUAGGUGAAGCAGAUAUAAAUUGGGGACUGUUUCUUAUAAAAUGCAUGAGUUGGAUUAUUUGUGAGAGCUUAUUACAGGGCUGUAUCUAGGCGAACAAUUUGUGCUGCUCAUUCCAGUGGGCAGAAACAGCUGGAUCAAAUUCUAUUUUGUAUUUCUGAGCAACCACUACAAGCAACUUCUUCUGAACACAAAAUGGAUUGGAUGGAUCCUUUUUCUGUGUUGUUGCUGUUUGCCCUAACUCUUGCAUUCGUUUGGAAAAUGAGCAAUUUCUGGAACAGCAAUAGCCACAAACUUCCACCAGGACCAAUGGCACUACCACUCAUUGGAAGUCUCCACCUUCUAGAUCUGGAGAGGCCGUACAGGACCAUGCUAAAGUUCUCGAAACAGUACGGCCCGGUCUACCGCAUCAAACUAGGACAGCAGAAAUUGGUAGUUCUGGCAGGCUACGAGAUGAUGAAGGAGGCGUUGGUGAACCAGGGAGAUGCCUUUGUGGACAGGCCCUUUAUCCAACUAUUUGAAGACUUUCAACAUGGCCACGGAAUUGUUUUUUCUAACGGUGAGUCUUGGAAAGUGAUGCGGCGGUUUGCGAUUACCACGUUACGGGACUACGGAAUGGGCAGGAAGGGCAUAGAAGACAGAAUUGCUGAGGAGUGCAAUUUCCUGCUGCAAAAGUUUGAAUCUUUCGAUGGGAAACCAUUUGAGACAACUACAAUCAUGAAUUCUGCUGUUGCCAAUAUUGUAGUGUCCAUAUUACUUGGCAAGCGAUUUGAAUAUGGAGAUCCCACAUAUACAAAAUUAGUGAACAUGAUUACUGAAAACACCCGGCUUGCAGGAACUCCCUCAAUCCAGCUGUACAACAUGUUUCCCAGUCUGGGCUUUCUUGUUGGUGGUGUCAAGACUGUCCUUGCCAACCAGAAGGAAAUGUACGCCUUCAUACAGGACACCUUCAUAGAGCACCUCAAAGAACUGGAUGAGAAUGACCAAAGAAGCUUUAUUGAUGCUUUUCUAAUCAAACAGCAAGAGGAGAAGACCAAGAACCAGAGCAAUGGAUUUUUCCAUAAUGAAAAUUUAAAGGCUGUAGUGAGUGAUUUAUUUGGUGCCGGCACAGAGACGACGUCGACCACCUUGCGUUGGGGCCUCUUGCUGAUGAUGAAGUAUCCUGAGAUUCAGAAGAAAGUGCAAGAAGAAAUAACAAAGGUGAUCGGGUCUGCUCAGCCACGAAUUGAACACCGAGGAAAACUGCCCUACACCGAUGCGGUGGUUCACGAAAUCCAGAGGUUUGCAAAUAUUCUCCCUAUGAGUGUGCCACAUGCCACCAUUGCGGAUGUCACUCUUGGAGGCUACUUCAUCCCAAAGGGAAGUCAUAUCCUCCCCUUACUAUUCUCUGUGCUGUACGAUGAAUCUCAAUGGGAAAAACCAUUUAAAUUCUAUCCUGAGCAUUUCCUUGAUUCCGAAGGAAAGUUUGUCAAGAGAGACGCCUUCCUGCCUUUCUCUGCAGGUCGGCGGAUGUGUGCGGGUGAGACCCUUGCCAAGAUGGAGCUCUUCCUCUUCUUUGCGAGUCUCCUGCAGAGAUUCACUUUCCAGCCAGCCCCUGGGACAUCCAAGGAAGACCUGGACCUCACCCCUGCGGUUGGGUUUGCUACACCUCCGAAGAUCUUCAAUGUCUGUGCUUUGCCACGAUCUUAACAUCCAACCAUGCUUAGCUUCCCUGGAUGCACUAUUUUGGCUGCCAAAGACAUUUCAGACUCAACAGAAAUGAACUGUGCCUAGUCACAAACUUUAGUUUAGUGCAUCAUAUGCCUAUCUGUAAAGCCCACGGAAAGUGGAUCCGAGAUCUAGGUAAUUGGGUUAAAAAUUUGGGCCUCGCUUCUUGAGGUGUUUGCUGCAUACAGAUAAAAUAGUUCUGUGUCUUUGUGAUACUUUAUUGACCCUACGGAUAUCUUUGAAUCAGUUAAAGGAGCAGCAGUGGCGUA